Molecule: messenger RNA, 3181 nt
Organism: Thermothielavioides terrestris NRRL 8126
Lineage: Eukaryota; Fungi; Ascomycota; Sordariomycetes; Sordariales; Chaetomiaceae
Exons: 4
Coding region: 266-2755 (829 amino acids)
Biological process (GO): magnesium ion homeostasis
Cellular component (GO): intracellular membrane-bounded organelle
Source: RefSeq, a predicted model, not a curated record
GGCCCCACCACAGCACAAGAUAGCGUAACGAAUCCCCGUUGAGUCGUCGAGUCGCCUUCCGUUUCGAGCCUCUUUCAAAGAGUUGACACCUUCUUUCCGAUGCCGGCGCCUUCGACCGGCCGUGUCCCGGAUUAAUCAUAUCUAAAACCGCCCGGCACAAUGUGCUAACAGGGCCAGCGAAGUCAUAUCCAUAUCGCCAAGACCGACAGCUUCCCUCCGUCCUCAAUUGAACUGCGCGUGCCCGCGGCUGCGCCGCCCGCGGGCGAUGACGACAACAACAGCCAACCCGCCGCCACGCGCGCGAUCGUUAUCAAGACAAGCCAAUGGCCUCUCCGCCGGCCGCUCGAUCGCCAUCGGGCUCGCGCGUGUCCUCUCCAUGACCCUUUCGGCGGUGUCCGCCGCGCCACUGGCCGCGCGGGCCGAGGGUGGCGGCGACGCGCCCAAAGCCGAAGGCGCAAGUCUCUUGGUUCUCUAUGGGGCUGCGGCGUUUCUGGUACUCUUGGGCGGCGCAUUUGCUGGUUUAACCAUUGCCCUGAUGGGGCAGGAUGGGAUCUAUCUGCAGGUCAUGGCCGGCGACCCGAGCGAGCCGCAGCAAAAGAAUGCCAAGAGGGUUUACGACCUGCUGAAGAAGGGGAAACACUGGGUCUUGGUCACAUUGCUCCUGGCCAACGUCAUCGUGAACGAGACGCUCCCUGUGGUUCUUGACCGUACUCUCGGCGGCGGCGUUGCCGCCGUUGUGGGUUCGACCUUUCUGAUCGUGAUCUUCGGCGAGGUCCUCCCCCAGUCCAUCUGCGUCCGGCAUGGCCUACCGAUUGGCGGAUACAUGUCCAAGCCGGUCCUCGCCAUGAUGUAUCUACUUGCGCCGAUCGCCUGGCCGACAGCGAAGCUUCUAGAUUGGCUCCUUGGAGAGGACCACGGCACGGUCUACAAAAAGAGCGGGCUGAAGACUCUCGUCACCCUCCACAAGAGUCUGGGCGAAGCAUCCCAGCGUCUGAACCAAGACGAAGUCACCAUCAUCAGCGCGGUCUUGGAUCUGAAGGAAAAGCCGGUGGCGAACGUGAUGACGCCGAUGGAGGAUGUUUUCGUCAUGGCCGAGGAUACCGUCUUGGAUGAGCCGACCAUGGACAUGAUCCUCUCUGCCGGCUAUUCGCGCAUUCCCAUCCACGAAUCGGCGAAUCCGACCAACUUUGUGGGCAUGCUGCUGGUGAAAAUCCUCAUCACGUACGAUCCAGAGGACUGCAAGCUCGUUCGCGAUUUCCCGCUGGCCACGCUUCCGGAAACUCGCCCAGAGACGAGCUGCUUAGACAUUGUCAAUUUCUUCCAGGAAGGCAAGUCUCACAUGGUGCUCGUUUCGCAGUAUCCGGGAGAGGACCAUGGCGCUCUCGGCGUCGUAACGCUUGAGGAUGUGAUUGAGGAAUUGAUCGGAGAGGAAAUCAUUGAUGAGUCAGACGUGUACAUUGAUGUCCACAAGGCUAUCCGCCGGCUCAACCCAGCUCCUAAAGCCAGAGUCCAACGCCGACAUUCUGAAGACCCCGUCGGGAGAUCUCAUGAUCACGGCCUCCCGAAGUUCGACAGUGAUAGCGCCAUCCCGGACCUGCAGAAGGGAAGCCAGACGGCUGGGGCGACGAGCCGUGAUUCGCCUAUGCUGGCGACCAGUCCAAAGACUGCGACGUUAAUGAUGCGACGGAGCUCGGCCGGCGUGGAUGGCCAGCUCACGAGAACGGCUGUCCCCGUGCGGGCGAAUUUCGCAGACAUCAAGCAGCACCUCAAGCACCUUGGGCCUUCCAAUCCAGCGACGAACCCGAACAAGACCCGCUCGACCACCGUCAAAGUCAAGCCGGGUAGCGGUACACAUUCCACCCAUCAACGUGCUGCAUCGACAGCGGAGGAGCAAACCGAGAAUGCCACCCCGAACGACGAAGGCGACGAGACCACCAGCCUUCUAAAGACCCCAGGAUCCGGCAUCCAGGCGUUGCGGCAAAGCUACGGCUCCGUCAGUCCCGCCAUUACUGUGCAAUUAGCGCGGCAAAGGAACGGCCUGUCGGCUCCGCCUGCGGACACGGGUGACCUCGCCGACAAGGCAACACAGACAUCACGCACUGCCAGCGAGACAGACCAAAGCUCCGCAGAGGCAGCAGCCUCGCAGCAACCACAAUCGCGGACGAGCUCGAGCGGCGAGAGCGCCAACAACUCCAGGACCGUCAGGACCGACAACACCCUCUCCGUCAAGCGGUCGCACGUGCGCAGCGGCAGCAUCACGGAGAACGUCAUCGAGUCGCGCGGCGUGCGCAAGGUGGUGCUCGAAACAGCGAGACCAGACGACGCCGAGGAGCUGGCCGCCUCGGUCAUCCCGUCGUCUCCAGAGCAGCCGCGACUGCUGGGCAGGGCGCCAUUCGGAUUGUUCGCCAGGGACAGUAGGGACAGCAAGCACGCCGACACGAAGGACCAAGAUCCGCAACAGGCGCAGCAGGCGCAGCAGCAGUCGGGAGGAAAGGGUGUGGACACCCGGCAGCCACCCGAGACGGUUGAGGAGGAGGAGGAGCAGGAGGAGGAAACGGACCCGCAAGGCAACGAAGACGAGGAGGCCCUGCUGCCACCCGACGGCGGGGAUGACGAGGAGACUCCCGGCUCGCACGCCGAGGCUGCGGCCAAGGGCGCGUCGCAGGGAGCUCGGGCAGGCCCGUCGGGCGAGGGGAGCGGUGGAGGAGCGAAGAGGAAGAACAGACGGAAGAAGCGCAGGGGCGCCAGGUCGUAGGUGGACGCGUUGCUGGAGCUGAUCGAGCUGUUGCAUUGAGCGUUGGGCGAGCGUGUACGGCAUACGUGUAUCAUCAUUUUAGUUGGCUCAGUUUUUUUGAGGCUUCCGAGGGGCAGGGAGAAGGGGGGUUGGGCAUCAACGGGUUCACGGAGAUUGGCUUCGUUGAGGGUUGAGGGAAGGCGUCAGCGGUUGAUAGGGCAGGAAGCUCUUCAUGCUUAACAUUGUACAACAGAGUGUACAUGCUAUGGAAAGAUUAGGGAACCGUUAACAGCAGCAAUCAAGCGCAUCACACGACGCUCGGGUGGUUUCAAGUGAAGAACGUCCUGUGGGCUGUGUUCAGUACACAACAGAGGUGCGGACAGUUCUUGGUCUCCGUAAACAAUGGCUGUUUCCAGAUAGUUACCGUAAUCUAUUUUUCGUUUGCUC